UUGCACAGUGAGCAAUACGCAUGUCGAUUUUGGUUGAUGAAUCAUUUUAAACAAGCAAAUUUGGAGAAAGUUCUACUGAACGGUAUUUUGUCUUUUCGUCUUGUGAUUUCGUUUUGAACACUUGAACUUUCGAAUUCUAAGCUUUCUUGAGUUUAUAUUCUACAAGCAGAUAAUAGUUUUGCACUCGUAUUUGGUAUAUUUUGGUAAGUUAUAAUUAUCAUAAUACUUGACAAGAGAAACCGAACACAUAGAAAAACUACUUUUUUGACUAAUAAUACAUAUAUACAAUGGUAUAUAUGAAAGGUGUCAUCACCAUAUCAGUAAUUUAGGCAAAAACACCUUUGCAGGUACUGAAUACUGUUAGGGUAACAACUAAUCAUGUUGUGUGUGUUUAAUACGAAUUGUAAGCAAACGAGAAGACAAUGUUGUAACUUGAUGAAGUUAUGACUCCAGUAAGGUAACAAAAUGUACUUUUUUUCUAUGUGUUCAUUCAGGUUUGUUUUGUCAUUUAGUAUAUUAUUUAAAAAUAUAUCAAUACCUAUAGAGAAUUAUUUUCAGGGAUUAGCGAAAUGGAGGGUACGAUUAUUUACAAAAAUAAAUGUAGUGUGCCGGGCUGCGAUGACAAGGUGUCCAAAAGGCAUCGUUUUCCCAAAGAGGAACAGCUGCUGAAAAAAUGGAUUGAAAAUGUCAACGCGCCUCUUUUUAGUUCCAUGGAACCAAGCGAACUCUAUAACAAAUAUGUGUGUGAUAGACAUUUUUCUACCGAUUUCAAAGUUCCUGGAACAAGACGGGGACUUCGUAGAGAUGCUUUUCCGAAUAUUUGUUUAUCAGCAGUUGUCCUACAAGGGAAAGAGGAAGAUGACGUCCAUUUGACGUCAAUGGUUGAAGAAGCAGCCUCAGUAACUAGUGAUUUUAUUCAAUCACCAGUAAUCCCAAAUGUAGAAGAUGAAACUUGUUUGUCUCCUCCACAAAAUAAUUCGUGCACAACGCCGCCUAUGAAAUCAUCGAGAAAACGAGGGGGCAUUUUGCACAGUGUUGAUACAACCAGGCAAGCACAGUUGACACCCCGCUGCAAAAGGUUUUAUUCGAUGGCGUUGAAUUGGUCGGUAAAACAAAUGAGGAUGGGAAAGAAAAUAGGCAAUCUCCGGAUGAGAUUGGCUCAAGCAGAGAAAGUUUCUCAAUCUCCAGAGGGACUACUACAUGUGAAAGAUAAUAAUACCGAUGAAGCCCUCUGAUCAUAAAAACGUAAGCAUGAUCACCUAAACGUGUAGUCAAUUUUCCAACAUCUUCUAACACCAAUUAAACAUUCAUUUCGUAUAUAAUAAGCAGUAUGCGGAAAUUUAUCUUACGGAUGCAAUUCCCCAGUUGAAGCAAGGUGUGUUUUAUGGCGAGUAGCGGGGACGCUUUGAUCUGGUCCACAAGGUCGUCUCUAGGACUGUUUACAGCUAGUAAAAAAACUACUUCUAUAUUACUAUAUUACUUCAAAUACUAAUACUCGGUGCCCUUAUUAAUUUUUCAACCACAGGAGACACAGAUUUAUGAUCUUGAAAUGUUAUAUUAUGUUGAUAUAGUCCAAAAGAAAAAUAUAUUUGUAAUCAAAAUAUCGACGCAGCAGCACUGGAUCGAGCGUCUGAAACAUCAUUCCGCCCGUUGAUAAUAAGACAAAUUUGAUAUUAUCGUUAUCUCUUUUUUAUUAUCAACUUUUAUACAAUUUAUUUCACAAUAAAUUAGACUGUAUUGAUUUAAUAUAUAGUUCUGUUUUAUACUGAUUUCUAGCCGUACAAACAUCUCAGUUCGCUCUUCAG
Molecule: messenger RNA, 1805 nt
Organism: Zophobas morio
Lineage: Eukaryota; Metazoa; Arthropoda; Insecta; Coleoptera; Tenebrionidae
Exons: 5
Coding region: 570-1235 (221 amino acids)
Source: RefSeq, a predicted model, not a curated record